AUGUCCACACUCGAAGAGCUCGACGACAUCGAGCGCCACGAGCGCGAAGACAAGGACGAGAAGAAAGACGGCGACGACGACCAGUCCGGCAAGGACGGCAAGGAUGGCGCCGGCAACGGUGGCAACAAGGGUGCGGCCAAGGCCGAUGGCGACGCCGAGAUGGAGGACGCCGAGACUGAGGAGGACAAUGUGAUCGACGAGGAGAUUCUGAGUUUAAGCACGCAAGAAAUCAUCACGCGCCGGAGGCUGCUGGAGAACGAGUCGCGGAUCAUGCGGAGCGAGUUCCAGCGGUUGGCGCACGAGAAGGCGACAAUGGUCGAGAAGAUCAAGGACAACCAGGAGAAGAUUGCUAACAACAGACAACUUCCGUACCUAGUCGGCAACGUUGUGGAACUGCUGGACCUGGACCCGACGGCCGAGUCCUCAGAAGAGGGCGCCAACAUCGACCUCGAUGCCACGCGCGUCGGCAAGUCCGCCGUCAUCAAGACCUCGACGCGACAGACGAUAUUUUUGCCUCUCAUUGGCCUCGUCGACCCGGAGACGCUCAAGCCGGGCGACCUGAUUGGUGUAAAUAAGGACUCGUACCUGAUCCUCGACACGCUCCCCGCCGAAUACGACAGCCGCGUCAAGGCCAUGGAGGUCGACGAGAAGCCGACAGAAAAAUACAGCGAUGUCGGUGGUCUGGACAAGCAGAUCGAGGAGCUGGUGGAGGCCAUUGUGUGGCCCAUGAAGGAGGCCGAGCGGUUCAAGAAGAUUGGCAUCAAGGCACCAAAGGGCGCCCUCAUGUACGGUCCUCCCGGUACUGGCAAGACGCUCCUGGCGCGUGCAUGCGCUGCCCAGACCGACGCUACCUUCCUAAAGCUGGCCGGCCCGCAGCUGGUGCAGAUGUUCAUUGGUGACGGUGCCAAGCUCGUGCGCGACUGCUUUGCCCUCGCCAAGGAGAAGGCCCCCGCCAUCAUCUUCAUCGACGAGCUCGAUGCCGUCGGCACGAAGCGUUUCGAUUCCGAAAAGUCGGGUGAUCGUGAGGUGCAGCGGACCAUGCUGGAGCUGCUGAAUCAGCUCGACGGUUUCGCCUCGGACGACCGCAUCAAGGUGCUGGCGGCAACGAACCGCGUGGACGUGCUGGACCCAGCGCUGCUGCGGUCGGGCCGUCUCGACCGCAAGAUUGAGUUCCCGCUGCCGAACGAGGAGGCGCGUGCGCAGAUUCUCAAGAUCCACAGCCGCAAGAUGAAGGUCAGCUCGGCCGUCAACUGGGGCGAGCUGGCACGCAGCACGGACGAGUUUGGCGGUGCCAUGCUCAAGGCAGUGUGCGUGGAGGCUGGCAUGAUUGCGCUGCGCAUGGGCAAGAACCAGAUCAGCCACGAACACUACGUGGAUGCCAUUGCGGAGGUGCAGGCCAAAAAGAAGGAUACCGUCAACUUUUACGCCUAA
Messenger RNA from Sporothrix brasiliensis 5110, 1431 nucleotides. Its product is annotated as 26S proteasome regulatory subunit T5. Bases 1 to 1431 code for a protein of 476 amino acids. NCBI's taxonomy places the organism in Eukaryota, Fungi, Ascomycota, Sordariomycetes, Ophiostomatales, Ophiostomataceae. The transcript has 4 exons. Gene Ontology annotation, cellular component: proteasome regulatory particle, base subcomplex. Gene Ontology annotation, biological process: proteasome-mediated ubiquitin-dependent protein catabolic process. The record is from RefSeq and is a predicted model, not a curated record. Gene Ontology annotation, molecular function: proteasome-activating activity; ATP hydrolysis activity; ATP binding.